Callithrix jacchus (white-tufted-ear marmoset) is the source of this 6028-nucleotide messenger RNA. NCBI's taxonomy places the organism in Eukaryota, Metazoa, Chordata, Mammalia, Primates, Cebidae. The record is from RefSeq and is a predicted model, not a curated record.
ACAUCUGGGAACUAGUUAUGUCACCCGGGCAUUUUAUUUUCCUGAACAGUAAGAGAAAGCAUCGUUUUCUUUCGCUAAGCCCGCAUCCUCUGAUGGAUGUUCCGAAACCGCCAGGUGUGGAAUCUGCUCCCCGACAGCCCCACCUUGGCCCUCGGCCGCGGGAGGACGCCAACCCUUGGGGCGAUUCCCCACACACAUUGUGCACGAAUUCACCCUGCCUGGCCAGCCGAGAUCACGCAGGGAAAAAGCACCCGCGACCACAGGGUGUUGGUCAUGGCGGCCAGGGGCACUGCGGCAGAAUUUUUUCCUCCCUUCUUUGCUGCAAUCUGGGUGCGGCUAGAGCAAUUUGUCAUAGAAUCUGGGGGGCUCAUUUUUCCGGCCAAUCACUUUUAGAGAAAUGAGCGCAUUGCAGCAGAAUGCGCUGACGUCAGAGACCACCCCUUCUGCGCCUCCAUAUAAACCCCACCCAGCCAGCCACUAGCGCAGACGGCGGAGAGCGGAGAAGGAGCGCGCCUUGGCUCGCUGGCCUUGGCUGCGGCUCCUCGGGAGAGCUGGGGCGCCCACGCGAGGAUCCCUCACCUGGGUCUCUCCUCAGGGAUGACAUCAUCCAUCCACCUCCUUGUCUUCAAGGACCACCAACUGUCCAUGCCGAGCUGCUGCCAAGGGGCCUGCUGCCCAUCUACACCUCACGAGGGCACUAGGAGCACAGAUUCCUGGAUCCCACCAGCAUACAAGGCAGCCACUGACAGACCCCCAGGACCAGGAUGGCAAAGGAUGAAGAGGACCAGAACUGACCAGCCUGCUGUCCCUCUUGCCCAAAGACUUAAACCGAUGCCCUAGUGAGGGGGCAUUGGGUGUUAAGCCCUGACCUUUGCUGUGUUCAUGCUUUGACUCUAUGAGUACUUUCCUAUACAUCUUUGCUUGUGUUCACCUGCUAGCAAACUGGAGUGCUUCCCUCCCCAAGGGGGUGUCAGUCUUUCUCGACUGUCUCUGUCAUCACCCUUACGAUGUCCUAAAUGGAAGGAUCCCUUUGGGAAUUUCUCAGGAGGGGGACCUGGGCCGAGGGCUUGACCAGCAUCUUGCUGGCAACUCCAAGGCCCUGGGUGGGCUUCUGGAAUGAGCAUGCUACUGAAUCACCAAAGGCAUGCCCUGCCUCUCUGGAGAUCUUUCUGUCCUUUUCUGGGGAAUGGGGUCGAUGGGAGCAACCUCCUAGGGUUGUUGUGAGAAUUAAAUGAGGUUAAAGAAGCCUCAGGCAGGAUCUGGCAUAGAGGAGGUGAGCAGCAAAUGUUUGUUGAAAAGGUUUGUCAGGUCAGUCCCUUCCCACCCCUUUUGCUUGUCUUACUCAUCCUGUUUAUUGUCCAGCAGCACUCCAGGCAGCCCUUGUCCACGGGGCUCUCCUUGCAUCAGGUAGGGGCUUGCAGAGACCACCGGCGGGCUGACUUGAGUAAGAACACGAAUUAUGCAUGUGGCCAUUUCCAGAGCACUUUCUAUGUGACAUGAACAUGUGGUUUUUAUGUACUGUGUGUAUGUAACUGACAGGUGACAAUGCAUUUGGUAGUAUUGAUUCGUGUAAUUUAAAAAAGCUGAAAGGGAAAGAGGACCUGUGAGGACUUACAUUUACAUUAAAGAAACUGAAACUUGGGGGAAGAUGUGAGUAUUUGGUCACAUUGCUGGCAAGAGAAGGGGUCUGAGUUGGCCCCAGGGUGCCAUGGUAGCUGCCCUCACCCCCUCUUCCUCUCUGUCCCAGAGUUAUACUAAGAGUCUUUUUGUUUUAAACCAAACGUUUGACAACGGGACAGUCUGUUUGAAAUCCCAGCUGCCUGGGGUGGGCUUGGGGGUCUGGGUGGCCCCACUGCUGGUACCAUGCGUUGGCUUCACCUUUUAAUAAUGGUGUGACCUUAAACAAGUCGCUUAACUUCUCUAAGUUUCAGUUUCUUUCAUGGUCUAAAUGGAGAUGAAAACACAUACACCCCCCCCCCCACACACCCCACCACACACCCCCGGGUGUAUCUACCCCACAGGGCGCUUUUGAAGACCAAAUGCUGUAAGUACUAUGAAAGUGCUUUGUAAAUUGCUGUGGAAAUUGCAAGCUACUUAAACACCCGAGGCUGUCCCUCCUUGCUCCCAUGUCCAGGCCUAUUCCGCCUUAGUGAGAACAGCACCCGGUAGGUGCUAUGUACAUUUGUGUUCAUUCAGAAAUUCCAGAAUAACUAAAAGCGAAUUAAUUCAACAAACGUUUUCUGGAGCACCGACAAUAUGUGCAGCGCACCAGGCAUCUGAUGCAAAGAUCGUGAAAACGGGCUCUUGGAACCUAACUGGGGUCCUGGUUUGACCAGCACUCUCUUUGGUCCCCCUUUAAACCGACCAGUUUUGUCCGGACAAGACAAAAACUACGUGGGCUGCCUUAGAGAAAUCCCACUCGCUGCGGACAAUGGCCGCCCGGCCUCUGAAAGGCGCUGAUUGGAUUAUGUGGCAAAUGGAGGUGCGAGGAUGACUUGCACGGUGACAAAUGAAGUGGGCGGAGACCUGCUUUGAGUUAAUCCGGGCUAUUAGGAGGGGACCUUUUGUCUUCCAGAGACUGGCAGGAGCUUUUUACCAGUGGUUUUUAUAUCCUUAAAGUUCAGGACACAUAAUUUAUGGUUGGUGAAAAUCCAGGCCCCAGUGAGAUUCGAGUGGGCUCUCCAGUGAGUAAUGGCAGGGAAUGUUUCGGUCACUUUUUGCAAGCGUCCAUUCAUUUGAUCCUCACAACUCCCUGUCCUGAGCCAGGGCCGGCCUGCCACUCCCAGGGAAACAGAGGCUGUCAAGCGCUUGCAGGUUAGGUGUCCUCACUGGCCCAUUGAGCCCCCACUGCCUGAGUUCCAGAGGAAGCAUUGUACCUCCCUCAGCCCCAGCCUCCUCCAGAGGCUUCCCUCUGCAUUUCUGACUUCGCUCUGCCUGCAGCCUGGAGCCUCCCAGGUCCCUGCUGUCAUCUUUUCUAGCCGCUACAGUCUCUGUCUUUCCUUUCACAGCCAAGCUUCUUGAAAGGCCUGCCCACAUUUGCUGUCUUCCCUCCUCACCUCCAAUUUCCUCUUCAACCCACUGCUUCCUGACUCGCUCUACUCCGUGGAAGGGCUCUCACCAAGGUAAAGACUUUUCUGUGGCUUAACCCGCAGCACGUUUGCCACUCAUGGACACAAGGACGCGUUUCCAUUCCUUCUGUCACAGGUCUCUGCGGCGCCGGUUCACUCCUGUGCACUUACACUCCCCUUCACAGAGACACCUGCUCCUCCUCCUCCCGUUCUUAGCACCCCUAGGAACUUGCAUACCCAGGACACCCUCAUGGGGGGGACUGACCCCGUACGGGGUGUAGACAGCAUAGUAAGAAGCAGGUUCCAGAGUCAGGAGUCACUGAUCUGGGUUCGAGUCCUAGUUAAACUGCUCGGUGCUGCGACCUUGGAGUCGGUAAACUUUUCCAAGCCAGGUUUAUCUCACUUUUAAAAUAGGGUUAGUCAUCUUUAUCUGGCAGGUCAGGUGGGAUGUCUCCCAGGUAAGCGCCAGGUGCUGUUUGAAGGACUUUGAGGCAAAGUCAAUAAGGCAUUCGUGAGAAAAUACGACUGGAGAUUUCACUAGAUUUUUGUAGACAUGAAGUUCCCACGGGGCGACCAGAGAGAGAAGAAAGAAGUGGAGAGGGGUUGGCGGUGGGGUGUGCAGGGCAGACAGGAGGAGAGAAACAAAGGCAUUAAAGAGAAAACAAGUCAGAAAAGGAGGCUUAGAGAUAUUAAAAGCCACCAAAAACACAUCCAAAGGCGGUUUCCCCUUACGUUCGGUUUGGCUAAAAGAAAGCAAACAGGAAGAAGGUUUUAAAGUGAUUAUCCCAAGGACAAGUCCCAGGAAGCUUUCACAUCAAAUCACCCUAUUUUGGUUUUUUCACUUCUUCCAUCGAGUUUAACCUCUUUACCCCUCACAUCCUGGUAAACCCUGCCCCUCCCCACCAUCCCCUCGGCUGGUGAUUAACUCCCCCGACGGUACCCGGAGUAUUUCAGUGAAUGAAUGGCUAACAGAAAAGGGCCUCCCCUCCCCCUUACCCCGGCGGUGUUUUUCAGUUUUAUUCCACUUUCCACCCUUUUCCCUUAAUGAACACAGGCUAAUCUCAGGCCUUGUCGAAGGAAGAGGCAGCAGACGUUAAUGAGGUUAGCUGCUGGAUUCCAAUAUUCGUCGCAUAAGGAGCCUUCUUUGUCUGUGAAGGAAAAACACACUGAUUAUCAUCAUGAGGUGAACUGGCCAUCGCCGGGCAGGGGCGGCGUGGCUUCUUAAGCGACACUUCUAAUUUUGGUGCCGGAGCUGACGUUUCUUUUGCUCCUCAUUUAAGUCUUUGCCUCUGUCCCAGUGUGAAGUCCGUUCAGUGGGGUUGAAAGUGGCAGGCAGCUUGGGGAAAGGGGCUGUGGACAGAAUUCCAUGGUAGAAAGCUGCUUUGUUUGAUCCUUCGUGCAGAUGCAACUGGCCAUUCGCUCUCCAAGAGCUGAGGAUGAGGGGGUCCUCUCAGGACCCACGGAGGACACCCAAAACUCACUCAAGAUUAACCAGUGGUAGGAAAGCACUAACUGCUAGGCAUAGCCCUAGGGGAGUGACCACAGGGUGAAUACCCGUGGAAUCCCCAGCCAGGUGAAGAAGUGAAUGUUGGCAUCCCAGAGGGCCCCCUUAAGAGCAUAGUUUGGGGUUCAGGUUUGACUUCAUACUGAUGAAGUUGGGGUGCAGGCGGGGGCUAGUGAUUUGUCAGGAUCAAGCAGCAGAGAGGAGAUUAAAACUCACAUCUGGUGUCAGAACUUGUGUUCUGAUUGGCCUCUUACCACGCUCACCCAUGUGUCCUGUGCCCUGCCUGAACCCUCAUCCUCCGUGUCCUGAUCUUUGAGCUUCCUGGAGCCCACUGAUGUCUUUAGAGCAGGUGUGUCCCGAGUCUGAAUCAUUCGCUUAUUUGUCCCUCGAUCUGGGUGUUUCUCACCCCAAGGCAGAUCAAUCAUGAUUAGAUCACUCCAAUUAAACCUUAGGCUCCAGUCGGACCUUCAGCCAAAUGGAAAAAAACUAGGGUAUAAGGGAGGAAGUGAGAGCAAGAAAAUGAUAUUCCUUGAAACCUUAAGGGACUUUACUUAGUGAAUCUGUUGGCUAAAGGUUCUCUGACAUCGUGAGUUAAAAUUGGAUACUUUUUCCAAGUUAGCAAAACCAACUCUAGCCCAGCAUCCCAGAAAAAAGAAUGAGGAAAGAUCUCCCCUUGGCCGGCUGGAGCAAAAGCCUGAGGCCAUCCUCCAGCCCUUUUGUCAAGGCGAGACUUUCGCAGUGACCCACUCUGUCUAGGGGAGCGUUGGGACUGGGGUGGACUGGGGUGUAGACCUCUGAAACUGAGAUCACAUGAAAACCCAGCCCCCUCCCAUGUAGCUGUUGGAGAAUAGAAAAACAGCACACCUGACGUUUCUAGAUGAGAAUACUUUCAAUAGUAAUGAAGAAUCCUCACCCUCAAAUACAGGACCCGAAGCCGUACUCCAGGAACCCUGCAGACAUUUGCGAGCCUGGAGAGGGUCUGGAAGAAAUCAGCUGGCCCCGGGCAGGUUCUCUGCAGUUCCUCCUACAGAACAGUGCUGGGCCAAUAAACUUUCAAAAGUUAUCCCCCCACAUCCCCAUCCUGCUUGGGUCUCUGGACUUUUCCGAGGCAUUGGCAGAGGGGUCUCACUGCUCCCUUGAGUGUAGGGGUGCCAUCAAAGUUAUCUCCUGGAAACGGGGAAGAUGCAGCUUAGACAGAUGGGAAAGGAGGCGCAUGGCCAGGGAGUGUCCCCACUGGAUUCCUCUAAGAGCCAAAUGCUUUUUCUGCUUGUUGCCUUCUCUAUCCUCUCUCAAUGUCUCCUUCUCUCCCUUCCCAAUUCCUGACUUGGCCCUCCUAGGAUGCCCUUGGCCAGCCCCACAGCCCCACACCUCCUCAGGGUGUCCCAGCGCCAGCCUGGCACAGAAUGGGGCUCAGUUAGAGUAUGUGGGAUGUUGGUUUCUCCAGGCGACUGAAUGA